Nanorana parkeri is the source of this 1224-nucleotide messenger RNA. It is a transcript of the gene TRIM59, whose product is annotated as tripartite motif containing 59. The coding region runs from base 1 to 1224 and encodes 407 amino acids. Gene Ontology annotation, molecular function: zinc ion binding. The transcript has 2 exons. The record is from RefSeq and is a predicted model, not a curated record. NCBI's taxonomy places the organism in Eukaryota, Metazoa, Chordata, Amphibia, Anura, Dicroglossidae.
AUGGAUCAUUUGAUAGAAGACCUGACAUGCUCAGUUUGUUUUAACAUAUAUGAUGACCCUCGACUUCUGAAAUGCUCGCAUACAUUUUGCAAAGACUGCUUGGAAAACAUAAUCAGGACCUCGGAUAGCUAUUUUUGGAGACUUUCUGUCGGGGGGCUAAAAUGUCCAACUUGCAGAAGGAUUACAGAUCUCUCAACGGGAGUUCAUGGUCUGCCUAUAAAUUUUGCCCUCAAAUCCAUUGUCGAAAAAUUUCAAUCCAACAUCCAAUCCAGCGCUAGAACCUGUCCAGAGCAUCGCGGAAAACAGUUACGUUUGUUUUGUCUCAAAGACCGAAGGUUAAUCUGUGAUCAGUGUUGUGAAGUAGGACAGCAUCAAGACCAUCCUACUGAAGAUCUAGAAAGAGCCUACAGAAAAGAACGAAAGACAGCUUGUAAUCUGUUGGCUACUCUACGUGAGAAGAAUUUCACAGGUGUAUCCAGCGUCAUCAAAACACUGGAAGAACAGCUGGAGGAAUGCAAAACCAUUAUUCAAGAAGAUAAGAAGGAGGUGGUCACCUAUUUUGAUAAAAUAAUUGACAUAUUUGAGCAGAAGAAACAACAUUUUCUUGCAGCCUUAAAUGAUCUUGAGGGAAAAAUAGUUGAUGCCUAUGCUCCGAAAAUAGAGGCCAUGAGGCAAAUACAAGAUGAAGAACUGGAUCUUAUAUCUUUGAGUAGUACCACACAAGAUGAGGAAUCUCCCUUUGUAUACUUGGACAAUAUCCACACCAUAGAAAAAGGGAUGAAAGCUUUGAAAAAGCAGCAGUUAUGUUCUAUUCACACGGUUCAAAUCAGCCCCAGGGUUGGGCAGAUACUAAAGGAUCAGUGGUCUAAAACCAUAACUGAUGCUCAUAGACAACCCGUUCCAAAAUGUGAAUUCCGGUGCAGUGCCAAACACAGAUUCAGACACAAGAGGGAAGAAUCCCCAACGCUGCAUUAUUCUGUCACAUCCACUCAUGAAGGUGAGUCUCCAGAGACGCGGUCAGGUGCCUUAAAUCUGGACCGACAGAUCCAUAAGGAACAUAUAGGGCUAACCUGCAUAGUGGAGUCCGUGAGCAUUGCAACACAGAUGUUAGUCACUGCCAACGGCAGUCCUGACGCAGAGGAAACACCUGAAUACAUAAUGAACUGGGAACCUGCAUUGCUUGUCCAGAUGAAGAGUUUCCAGGGUUUCCAUAUCCAGUCCUGA